AUGGUCCAAUCCAAAGAUUCCCAACCCCCAAAGCUUAUGCUCAAGUCCACCAAAGAUGCGCUUCUCAUCAUCGAAGCAGCCGAGCGUGGUUUGUUCCCCCGACUCGUCCGCCGUUUAACUGAGCAGGAACGCGCACAAAACAUCUAUUCUGGAGCUAUAUUUGUCUACGAUGAGUUCGAGUCAAAUAUCCGGCGAUUUACCGAUACCUUGGUCUGGAGCCCUUCGCGCAUCAUCGGCAAUUAUUUGGUAUAUCGAGAAAUGAAGAAGCAUGAACCUCGUCCAACGUCGCGCGCGGGAGCAGCUUUGCCCCCUCAGCCGGCGUCUGCAAGAAGCCUCACACGCUCUCGCACAGAUACUAACCUGGAGCAAAGCGGCGAUCAAAAGAAGAAGGAGCAACUAUACGUUGGUAGUCUCACCCAUAACGAGAGGUUUAAGACCGAUGGCCUUGUCAAAAGGACCUUUUCUUUGAUGACUGAAGGCAAACACAUUCAUGUCAUAGGCUACUAUACCUAUGAUGAUGCGAUGGAGGGGCGUUUCCUUACGCCUUCGGAACAUCCCGAGUUUACAAGCCUGAUAAUAUCUCAAGAGCUCUUGAGAGACAAAUCUGCUUAUCGGGUGCCACCUCGUAUUGAAUUAGAAAAUGGGCUUUUGGUGUAUGCUGGCGAGGGCGAGAAACAGAACCCAGUCGACUCUGAAAAAGUACCUCCAGAAUCGGGUCGUACAUCCCAGCCAAUAUCUUCGACCCAGGCUCCCACUGGGCUUUCUACUCUCUCCUCUUUCCCUCACCUUCCUUCUAUAGGAAUAGAGGAGCAAGAUAGCCCUAUACAUGACCUCCCACCUCUUCGAAAACCCCCGUCAACCCGAGUUUGGGACCCCAUGCCUAUUGUGGACUCUUUGGUAUAUUACGACGGCCCUGCUUAUACUUGCCAGGCUCGGACCACUGCUGUGCAAUACGAGUUCUCUCAAUUCAAUACUCCCGCGAGUGUUCAAGAUCAAACCCCGCUUUUGUCGCCAUCUAUCAUCCAAUCGACUCUGAACCCUUCGUCUAGUCGCUCGACUCUCAGGCUACGAGAUGGCCGUCAAAAUCCAUACCCGGGAAAUCAAGAUCGACCACUGGCGAAGAACUUGAACGUUGCGCGCUCCCUACGAGAGACAGAGUUCAACCGUACUAGAUCACCCUUCUCACCUACCCCUAAUAUAGAGUAUGAGCUAUUAGCACCUUCUCCAGAAUAUCUUGGCUGCUCGAAUUGGCCCAUUCCUCCAUCAAAUGUUGAUAGAAGUGGGGGUAGCACAAACCAAUGUUAUGCAUACCCUGGGUCGACUAACGAUGGAUCUAUACGGCUGGGGAAUACCGAAACGACGUCAAACCACCUUGGAUCUCUGUCCCGCGACCCCGAAGUUGGGCCCUCAGGAGAGACGGUUGAGUAUGAGGCUGUCCCUAUGGGAAGAUAUGGAGGAGCCAAGAACACUAGCAUAAACUAA
Rhizoctonia solani is the source of this 1482-nucleotide messenger RNA. Its product is annotated as cAMP-independent regulatory protein pac2. NCBI's taxonomy places the organism in Eukaryota, Fungi, Basidiomycota, Agaricomycetes, Cantharellales, Ceratobasidiaceae. The transcript has 5 exons. The record is from RefSeq and is a predicted model, not a curated record. Gene Ontology annotation, molecular function: DNA binding. The coding region runs from base 1 to 1482 and encodes 493 amino acids.